AUGAGGGCGGCCAGCCACACCUGCGGUGUCCACGCGAACGGCCGGUCACCUCGAGCAUGCUCCGACCGCGCCUCUUCGUUCCUCCAUCGCGCGCCCUGCGUCUUCGGCCCCGGCGUCGGCGCGCCCGCUUCGUCCUGCGUCUACAUCGACCCCGACUCCGCGCAGGUCUGCACCGCCCCGCUCGGCCUCCGCUCCCGCGCCUCGGCCGUCUUCGCACUGGCCCGGCCUCCGCUCGAGCCCGUUGUCUCGCGCGCCCGCGUCCGGCCCUGCUCCCGAGCCGGCUGCUGCUCUGUGGUCGGCAGGAGGCUCCGUCGACGCGCCCGCCUCAUCCCGGGACGGCUGCAUUCAAAAUGGCUUGUAAGCAAUGACAUCUAUUAUAUUUGGAACCAUGGCCCGAAGUUUGGUGGGGGAUUUGAUUGUCGGCACUGCCCCCUAAUCACUAGAGGAGGAGGUGCAACCCGCUUUAGGGAGCACCUUGGAGGUAUACCAGGUGAUGUGAGGGAGUGCCCUAAUGUUCCAAGAAAUAUUCGUGCUGCAAUGAGGGAAUCCCGGGAUGACUCAAUGCGGAAGAAGAGGGAAAAGAAAAAUCGUAGAUUUCGUUUGGAAAGGGAUAUCAUGGAAGGGUUGUACCACGGAGAAGGGGUGAUAAAUAUUGAAGAUGGUGAGGAAGAGAUCCAGGCCGCACUUCGGGAGAUACUAAGAGACAAGAAUGUCUCUCGCGCAGUUGAGAGGAGGCGUGAGAGUGGCAGUGGUGUUCGUGUGUCUCUUGGGAAACAGAGUAUCACAGCAUACUUUGACAAGGAAUUGUCGAGCAACAAAGUAUCAAUGCAGCCAAAGAUCAGCACUGCUUUGAAUGUUGAGUCAAAAGAUGUACUUGGCCAAGCUUGGGCAAAGUUUUUUCAUGCUAAUGACAUUGCUGGUCUGAAAGCAAAUUGUCCCUAUUUUCGUGCGGCUGUCAAGAUAACUCAAAACCUUGGCCCAGCUCCUGUUCCAACUGCCAAGGAGAUUGAUGGGAUAUAUUUGGACAAGAAUUAUGAAGAAGCUGAGCAGUGGCUGAAGAUGUUCAAGCAAGACUGGAGGAACUAUGGUGUAACUGUGAUGUGUGACUCAUGGACAUGGCCUACUGGUAUGAGUCUCAUCAAUUUCAUGGUGUAUUGCAAUGCACGGAUGUUCUUUCAUAAAUCCAUUGAUGCUUCUGGUCAAACUCAGACUGCAGCACUUACAGGGAAUGUCAUGGGAGGUUUGGCUCAAGGUUGGCACGUUCCUCUACAGAGAAAAUGUCACCAACUGAGUGGUGGUUCCAAUUUGGAGGGGAAGUUCCUAAUCUACAGAAGUGUGCCUUGA
Messenger RNA from Triticum dicoccoides, 1344 nucleotides. RefSeq lists its product as uncharacterized. The transcript is spliced from 5 exons. Lineage: Eukaryota; Viridiplantae; Streptophyta; Magnoliopsida; Poales; Poaceae. The record is from RefSeq and is a predicted model, not a curated record. The coding region runs from base 1 to 1344 and encodes 447 amino acids.